This is a messenger RNA of Cynocephalus volans (Philippine flying lemur), 675 nucleotides long. RefSeq lists its product as uncharacterized. The record is from RefSeq and is a predicted model, not a curated record. The transcript has 3 exons. Lineage: Eukaryota; Metazoa; Chordata; Mammalia; Dermoptera; Cynocephalidae. The coding region runs from base 1 to 675 and encodes 224 amino acids.
AUGGCCGCGGUGGCAGCUCCGCACCUCAGUGCGACGGCCUCGGGAGCCGCAGCCGCCGCCGUCGGCCCCGCAGCCGCGGCCGUCCCCGCGCCCGCCGCUCUCCCGCUGCCUCCGCCGCGCGGGCCCUCCCCAGCUGAGGCGGAGGGAGCGGAGCGGCCCCGCGCAGAGUCCGCCGCCGCCGCCGCUGCCUCCUCCUCGGACCCGGGCCGCGCCGGAGCAGCGUCCCAGAGGGCGCGAGUAGGAGGGCGCGUCGCGGCGUCGCCGGGGCGGGACCUGGACCUGCAGGGACGCGCCGCCGCCCACCCGCCCGCGCCGCCGCCGCCAGCGCCGGGACCUGAGCCCGCGGCGCCGGCGCUAAGCGGGCCCCCGCCGCCCGAGCACCCUCGAGGACCCCGGGCGGCUGUGUGUGUCGCCGCCACCGCCAGGCCUGCGCCGCCGGAGCCCCACGGAGCCGCUGCCGCCGGGGACGGAGCCCAGGUGAGAGCGGCCGCCCGCUCCCUCGCCGCCGCGACUUUGCCCGGAGGUUCGCGGGCCCUUUGUUCGGCCGAGCCGGGGUGGGAGGUGGCCGAGCGACCCGCGUGCGUCCCCGGGAGCGCGUCCGUGGUGCCGGGCCCUGCCGGCCCGGAUAGCAGGGUCGCGGGUGGAUUUGUAACGGUGCCGCGGACUGCGGAGUAA